UCGAAGACAAAUUAUGUCCAACCUGGAUCAGUCUCAACAUGUCAUCCGAUGAGACACAAAAUGCACGAAACUAUUUUUUUUCAACGUCCAGGUUACCAGGAGUAAUUGGAUGUGUUGACGGGACCCAUAUAGGAAUCGUUGCUCCGAUUGAGUUACGUCAUCAGUAUCUUAACCGAAAAGGAUAUUACAGUUUAAACGCAAUGAUAGUAAGUGUUUUCCUUGAGAAUAGCUUUUGUUUUUUAAUGCAAGUUUUUAAGGCGUGUGACCAUAACAUGUGUAUUCGUUAUGUUGACGCAAGAUAUCCUGGAUCGACCCAUGAUUCCUUUGUAUGGAACUGCAGUAAUCUUAAGUCAGUUCUUGAAACGUGGUACCAAAGAGGAGAACGUUCAAUGUUCCUUGGAGACGCCGGUUACCCACUAUCGUCUUGUUUGCUCACUCCUUUCAGAAACGUAAGUUCCGGUUCAAGGCAGUCUUUAUUCAAUAAGCAACACGCCAAAGGCAGAAAUAUAAUAGAAAGGACUAUUGGCGUUCUUAAGAGUCGAUUUCGCUGUCUUUUAAAUGAAAGGAAAAUGCAUUACGCUCCUUCAAAGGCAAAACAAAUUGUGAAUGCAUGCUGUGCCUUGCAUAACAUUUGUAUAAAAUACCGAGUUACAGAUCCCGAGAUUGUAGAAGAGGAAAUAUCUUUACCAACAGAAGGAAUACAACUCGAAACUCCAAGCAGUGCUGAAGCCGAACGCAGAAGAAAUCAAAUAAUGGAAUCUCUGUAAAUAAAAAACAA
Eupeodes corollae is the source of this 778-nucleotide messenger RNA. RefSeq names its product putative nuclease HARBI1. Bases 39 to 767 code for a protein of 242 amino acids. NCBI's taxonomy places the organism in Eukaryota, Metazoa, Arthropoda, Insecta, Diptera, Syrphidae. The record is from RefSeq and is a predicted model, not a curated record. The transcript is spliced from 2 exons.